This is a messenger RNA of Coccinella septempunctata (seven-spotted ladybird), 367 nucleotides long. RefSeq lists its product as uncharacterized. The transcript is spliced from 3 exons. The record is from RefSeq and is a predicted model, not a curated record. Bases 24 to 350 code for a protein of 108 amino acids. NCBI's taxonomy places the organism in Eukaryota, Metazoa, Arthropoda, Insecta, Coleoptera, Coccinellidae.
UUCCGUCCCUGUCUGUCCCGUCUAUGGUCGAGGCGACGGACAAGGAGGGAAACCACACACUUGUGUGCUUUCCGUCCCUGUCUGUCCCGUCUAUGGCCGGGGCGACGGACAAGGAGGGAAACCACACACUUGUGUGCUUUCCGUCUUUGUUCGUCCCGUCUAUGGUCGGGGCGACGAACAAGGAGGGAAACCACGCAUUUGUGUGCUUUCCGUCCCUGUUCGUCCCGUCUAUGACCGGGACGACGGACAAGGAGGGAAUUCCGAAUUCCGUCCCUGUUCGUCCCGUCUAUGACCGGGACGACGGACAAGGAGGGAAUUCCGAAUUCCGUCCCUGUUCGUCCCGUCUAUGACCGGGACGACGGACAAG